GGCUGGGUCCUCCGGGUCUGUGCUGCUGUUUUCGGUCGAUGGCUUUCCUCAGUAGGUUUAGCCGAUGACUCUCUUCACUCUGGGCGGGUUUUUCUGUCCAUCUGCGCUUCGUUUUGUCGGAUAAUCGCAGUUUUGCGCCCUCUGCGCCCCGAUGGACGCGAACAGCGGCGCGGAUGGAGAGUUUAGAGCCGUUUUAAGGCGGAACUGCGGCGGGAAUCCGGACCUUCUGAGGAGGCUGUGUUAGCGCGGAUGCUAACUCGGACGAUGAUGACGCCCACAAAGAUGAAACUGCGCGUGAGGAAGAAGGAGAGUGGGGCGAAGUCCUCGCGGCGCCUCCUGGCUGAGACGUCGCCAGACUCCAAGUGUCCAAUUUGCCUGGACCGCUUCAACAACGUGGCGUCCCUGGAUCGCUGCCUGCACCGCUUCUGCUUCCGCUGCAUCCACGAAUGGUCCAAAAACAAAGCUGAGUGUCCUCUGUGCAAGCAGCCGUUUCGCUCCAUAUUCCACUCCGUCAAGGCGGAGAAUGACUUUAAAGAGUUCGUGCUGGCGCCUGUAGAGAAUGGACCAGCAGCGGCAGCUGCUCCCCCUGCUGCCCAGAUAGACAUUGGCGCUCCCCCUGACCGAGUUCGUCGCCCGAGGGCGCCGCGGGGCGGGGAGAGGAGAAGUCGGAGGCACCAAAACCCAGCCACUACUGCCUCCUCGCUGGACCUGAGGUUGGAGAAUUUGACAGAGGGGAUGGAAGAGACAGUGGGCCGAGAGCAAGGUGUCCACCACAUGAUGCUUCGAUUGACGGAGCGCCGGCGCUCACGAGGUGAAGAGCGCAGCCUCCGACGGCUACGGGACCAGGAUGUUGUGGCAUUCCGGCGGGCGCUGUACCGGACAGGCGUACGGGUACGCAGUGGCGGCUGGGACAGUGGCAGGCAGCGGGACGUCUCAGCAGCCCACCUGCGGCGCAACCCAGCCUGCCUGCGGCGGCUGCUGCCGUGGCUCCAGCGGGAACUGACGGUACUGUACGGUUCCCACGGCUCACUGGUCAGCAUCGUUCAGCACAUCAUCAUGUCCCGCAUCACGCACUAUGACAUGGACGAUGCUGCCAUUCGAGAUGAGCUUCGCCCCUUCCUACUGGCGCGCACUGACCACUUCCUGCAUGAGUUGGUCAGCUUUGCACGCUCCACGCUCUCCAUUGAGGCUUACGACCAGCAGGCUGUCUAUGAGUGCCCAGCCCCCAGCUACGAGGAGGACAGUGGCUCUGACUCGUCCAUCAUAGCCAUCUCAGAGGAUGAUGAUGACAGUGAGGAAGCAGACAUCACCGAGGCCACUGAGGAGCGUGUUCCACCUGUUCCCAUGGCAACAGGUGGUGAGAGUUCACUCAGCCAGUCUGGCUGGGACGAUGAGACUCCUGGCCCUUCCUAUUCCACCCUCUUCCCGUCUCCCAGCCAGUCGCAGGCAGAGGGGGCAGAGCCUGCUUGUGAUGUGGUUCAGGCAGAUGAGGUGGGCCGUGCCAGUGGAACAGCUGGCCCUCAUGAAGAUGAGGAGGAGGAGUGUAUGAUUGUGGGUUAUGUGAAGCCAAUGGCUGAGCGGACUCCGGAGCUUGUGCAGCUCUCCUCCGACUCCUCAGAGGAGGAGCAAGAGGCAGUUGCCACGGAGAUGGCAACAGCUGCCACGGUACCAAAGGCGGAAGCCUCGUCAUCCCAGGCGCAGGCUCCACUGUCCCCUGAGUCAUAUCAGAGACCCCUAAGCCCCUCCUCCUGCCCAUACCCAUCUGCCUCACGCAGUCCAGGUUUAAACACUGACAGGGUGAGUCCACAGAAUGCAAACUCACGCCAAUCACACAGCGGAGAGAGAGACGCUGAGAGACACUCCAGUCUCGGAAGAAAAGAAGAAACUCCACACCGUUGCUUCAGAGAUCGUUCACGGUCAUGCAGCGAUAGUUCAGUGCUAAGUGGGAGUUCUGGACACAGCCGAUCCUGCAGACGCUCUGGUUCUUGCUCCAGGCGUCAGGAGCGAUCGACCCAUCGAGAGUUACGGAGGUGGAGUUGCCAGUCAUCAGGGCUGAGUCCCACUGUUUCAGUUGCAAGUGACAGCUCUGACUCCUCUAGGUCUCCCAGCUGGGAACGGCCACGAUCCAGAGACAGGCAGUGUCCUGACAAGUGCGAUGAGGAACAGGAGCACCCUCGUUCCGUUUCUGCAAGAGAGAGGUCACCCCAAUCUUCCAUCUGUUGGGAUUCGCCUGUCCAUGGAAGUGAGCGAAAGAAAGCUAGAAAGAGGAGGAGGCAAGAGAAAGAGAGAGAAAGAAGUCGAUCUCCUCUUCGAGACUAUUCAGCUUCUCAUGGCGGCUGUCGUGAUUCACGCCACCGCCAUGGCCGUCGUGAGCACCGCCUCCGAGUAGCUAGCCACUCCAGCAGCCGCAGUAGCAGCAGCAGUGAGGACUCUCAGCCGGACCGGCCAUGCCCAGAGAAACCUGCUGGCAAGCGUAAGUACAAAACUCGCCACCUGGAAAGAGCGGCCCAGCGCCAGAGCAGCCGGAGGUCCAGCAGGGACAGGGAGCGCCGGGAAGCACGCAGCAGCCCAGCCAAGAGGCGCCACAGAGGGGAUCGUGAACGCAGCCGGAGCCCUAGUGUUGAGAUCAUCUUUGAGAGGCGGGCCUCUGACCCGCCCUCCCACACGCACCGCUGGAAGAGAAAAAGACACAAGAAGAGGAGUCGGAGAGAAGCAAGACCUCAUAACUCGCCCACUGUUAUCACUAUAGAAAGCGACAGUGACACCAAUGACUAUCAGGACUGUGUUACUGAAGUUACCAACAGAACCACUGACUGUCAGCAACAUGAGGUUACCAACAGCAAAAUUCAAUAUCAGGGCCGUGUUAUCAAAGCUACAAUCUGCAAGACUGAUGAUCAGCACUGCACAGACGUUAACAACAGAACCACUGAGGAUCAGCACCUUGUUACCAAGGUUACCAACGGCACCACUGAUGAUCAGCACUGUGUUACCAAGAUCACCAGCAGCACCACUGAUGAUCAGCACAGUGUUACCAACAGCACCAGUGAUGCACAGCAUCAUGUUACCAAGAUUACUGACGGCAAAACGGACGAUCAGUGCCGUGCAACUGUGGUUGUAGACAAAACCACUGACCCUCAACACAGUAUUACAAAGGUUACUGAAAGCAAAACUGAUGAUCAUUGUUCUGCUACUGAGGUUCCCAAGAGUCAGCGCAAUCAGUACCAUGUUAACAAAGUUACGGAUAACUGUCACAGGUCUGUGGUGGAUGUUACUGAUUAUGCAGUCGAUUGUCAGGACAGUGUUGUCAAAAGUAGGGACCCUGUACCUGAGACACCGAACAACAAGAUUGGUGCAAGUUUGUCUUUGAGUACUGCUCUUCCCUGUUCAUCUCUAGAGUCGUACAGCCCUAUGACUCCCACCGAGCGCCUCUUGGACUCUGUGGACUGUGCGUUGAACUUGGAGAUGUGUGUGGUGGAUGUGGUGGACCGAGAAUCUUUCAACCAUUCACAGCAAAGCACAGACCCAGAACAGCCUGAAAGAGUCAAUGACCUCAGCCAGGAUGCUUCCUUGACUUCAACAACUCCACCCUCGGACACACAUCUGCUGGAGUCCAUUCUGCAGGAGCUGGAGGAUAUACUGCCCGAAGAGGGGCAAGGGGCAGAACCUAUACAGGAUUCUGCUGCCACAGACAAUGGGGUUGACCAACUGGAGGACAGGAUUGUGCCUCCCAGGGACCAGUCAGACACAGAGAGGGAAAGAACAGGCAACACUGAAACUAGUGACUCACAGAAAGGUGUGGUAACCAGUCCUGCUGUCUAGAUCUACAAAUACAGGAGCUUUCACAUAAAAGGCUCUGCUGACGUUCAUUCAUAAACAAGCCUGUUCUGUCUCUUCUUUGUAAUAGUUUGUCUUUUCUUAUUUAGGGCUUUAUAAAUGAAUCUUCUCAUCCGUGGUCUGAGUAAGCAGGCCAGCAUAAGGAAAGAAAACAUGGAAUCAUUUAUUAUUGUUAUUAAUGUAGUAUUUAUAGUACCUGUGAUUACAAUGGACACAACCUCUGCCUCAGACCUGGUGCUGACCUGCUGUGCCAUAAAACGCUUGUGCGCCCACAUCCACACUACACAAUACACACCCUGCUAGACCCCCGUUCUCGACUGAAAGUGUUGUCUGUCUUUAACUCAGGGAACAUGUGGCAAGUGUCCACUUCCUUAAUAACCAUCAUGCCUCUUGCACAGUGUGGAUGAUCACACUUGCGUGCUUUUUUCAUACCUGUCGCCAAACUUGAGCGCCUACUCUAGAAUGCUGAUUCACUGUAAGUGAUCACACCCGCACGGUCUCUGCUUGGUUCUAGACCGGGGAAACAGACAAAGAUGUUCUUUCUGCUGCCCCUUCCAUAACAAGCAGAGAAAUAAAUGUUGCAUAUGCAAAAAAAUAAAUAAAUAAAAGCUGGUUUUUAACUCUUGA
Messenger RNA from Colossoma macropomum (tambaqui), 4461 nucleotides. RefSeq names its product topoisomerase I binding, arginine/serine-rich b (gene toporsb). The coding region runs from base 250 to 3819 and encodes 1189 amino acids. The record is from RefSeq and is a predicted model, not a curated record. Gene Ontology annotation, molecular function: ubiquitin protein ligase activity; metal ion binding. Gene Ontology annotation, biological process: protein polyubiquitination; protein monoubiquitination. The transcript has 3 exons. NCBI's taxonomy places the organism in Eukaryota, Metazoa, Chordata, Actinopteri, Characiformes, Serrasalmidae.